UAGCUCACUUAUCAUAUCAAAGCAACUCUUCAAGCAAGUAACAACUUUAGCUUCUUAUACAUUAUCAUUGAGUGUUAAUUUUACUUGUGAGCAAGCAUUUAUGAAAAUGGCCUACUCUAAGGCUUUUCUCAUUCUUGGGCUUCUUUCUUUUUUUCUCUUUGUUUCCUCUGUUGUCUCGACUCGUCAACUUACAGAAUCCACCUCUACUGAAACCACUCAAUCCACUGAAGAGCCAAAGGAGCUAGACGGAUACGGUCACGGUGGUUACGGACAAGGACAUGGUGGUUAUGGACAUGGGGGAUAUGGCCAUGGAGGAUACGGCCACGGUGGUGGCUAUGGACAUGGUGGACAUGGUGGCCACUACCCACCAGAAGAAGAAGAGAUGGUUGUACAAGAGGAUGUAGAGCCAGAGGGUUAUGGUCGUGGUGGUUACGGCCAAGGUGGGUAUGGUCGUGGAGGAUACGGCCAAGGUGGAUAUGGUGGUUCGAGGGGUGGAUAUGGUGGCUCUAGGGGUGGAUAUGGUCAAGGUGGGUAUGGUGGUUCUAGGGGUGGCUACGGCCAAGGUGGCUAUGGACACGGUGGGUACGGGCACGGUGGAUAUGGCGGUCGUCACCCACCAAAAGAAGAAAUCAACAACUAAGUAGAUUUUAUGUUGUGAUUGACAUGCAUGCAAGAAAUACUAGCUUCUAUUUAUAGAAUGAGAUUCCAUAUAUACAUGUAAUGUUAAUAAGCAUGUCGUCUAAAUGUACUCUCCUUUGUCAAGUAAUAUAGAGUCCUUGCUGUUUUUUUUUUAGUA
Molecule: messenger RNA, 796 nt
Organism: Chenopodium quinoa (quinoa)
Lineage: Eukaryota; Viridiplantae; Streptophyta; Magnoliopsida; Caryophyllales; Amaranthaceae
Product: cold and drought-regulated protein CORA-like
Exons: 2
Coding region: 101-640 (179 amino acids)
Source: RefSeq, a predicted model, not a curated record